Cantharellus anzutake is the source of this 2961-nucleotide messenger RNA. RefSeq lists its product as uncharacterized. Gene Ontology annotation, cellular component: nucleus. Gene Ontology annotation, biological process: error-prone translesion synthesis; error-free translesion synthesis. Lineage: Eukaryota; Fungi; Basidiomycota; Agaricomycetes; Cantharellales; Hydnaceae. Gene Ontology annotation, molecular function: DNA-directed DNA polymerase activity; deoxycytidyl transferase activity; damaged DNA binding. The record is from RefSeq and is a predicted model, not a curated record. The transcript has 9 exons. The coding region runs from base 1 to 2961 and encodes 986 amino acids.
AUGAAUUCGUGUGAGGCUUCCUUACUUGAAGAUGCGGAAUGGCAGAGGGAAUCACUCGUCCGUGCACCAUCACUGGAGCCUCCUCUUUCGGAACAUGGCUCACUAGACAGCAAAAAAAGGAGGGAAAUGGAUGACGAAACAAACCAAGAUAUUUAUGGGCCAUCGGUGUUUGGAGGGUUUGGAGAGUACAUGGCACGCAAGCGUCGGAAGUUGCAGAUGCAAAAUGCAGAAAUUUUAAACAAUACCCAAAGCCCCAAACCUCAGAUUUUUAAAGGCACUGGCGUAUACAUAAAUGGCCGAACCGAGCCACCUCUGCAAGAACUUCGGAUCAUGAUAAUGGAGCAUGGUGGAAUUUUUCAUGCAUAUCUAGACCGAAAGUCACUGGUAACUCACAUCAUUGCAACUGAGUUAACACCUAACAAAGUGAAAGAGUAUCAACACAUGAAGGUAGUGAGGCCAGAAUGGGUUACUGAUAGCGUCCGAGAAGGCACCCUACAGCCGUGGAAAAACUAUGUCUUCCGCCCAGGCUCUGAGCUGCGGACGGAUGGGGUAUCACUACUCCACCGAGUUCCUAAGCAAAGCACCCUCACGGAGAGUCCGAAGAAGUCAGUUUCAGGGCCUCGGGAGGCAUCAAUCACGAGCCUUCUAGAGCCCCUCGCCUGGGCUGGAAGGGCCGCUUCUGUUCAAUCCUACGCACUCCACAAUUCAAACAUUUUCGCAUCGAAACUGAUGGAGGACCCAAAGUGGCGACUAGAGAACACCGCAGCUGGACCAAAUUUUGUUGAGAACUACUUCACACAUUCAAGGUUGCAUCAUCUAAGUACUUGGAAGUCCGAGCUCAAGCUCUUCGUAAAUCGAGCUCGAGACAGACUAGGCUCACUGUCAAAAUUGGAAGAUGCACCGAGUCCUUCCCCAAGAGUAAUUAUGCAUUGUGACUUCGACUCAUUUUUUGUGGCUGCUGGGCUUGUUGAUCGGCCCGAAUUUCGCGGCAAGCCGGUGGUUGUCUGCCAUUCUAACACCCCUGACCUGACGAGACCUAGCAGUACAAGUGAGGUUGCUAGUGCAAGCUACGAAGCGCGAAAUUUCGGGGUGAAAAAUGGCAUGAGUUUAGGCCAAGCGAAGCGGUUAUGCCCUGACAUCCAGCCCAUUCCUUACGAGUUUCAAAGAUACAAAGAGUUUUCCCUCCAGUUUUAUGAUAUUCUCCUCCCAUUUGCGGAUGACAUUGAAGUGGUGUCUGUGGACGAAGCUUUGAUUGAUGUUACCACUGAAGUGCAGAGGAUGCACCGAGAACUAGGCGAAGGAUCGCACGACGCUGCUGAGGUUUUAGCUGACGAAAUUAGGAGCCGCGUCCGCAAAGCAACGAAUUGCGAAGUCAGUGUAGGAAUUGGCGGCAACGUCUUGCUCGCCAAACUAGCAAAUAGGCAGGCCAAGCCAGCCGGCACUUUCCACCUUCUUGAAGAGCAUGCUAUCUCUCAUAUUGAUCCACUUCCAAUUGACCGACUUCCUGGGUUCGCUUCCAGUGCCAAACAGAAAAUCGAAGCAAAGUGGGGCAUUAACACCUGUGGUGAAGUGAGGAAGCUUGGGGGCGUGGAAGUCCUCCAGAAGGUCCUAGGCCCUGGAAAUGGAGAGAAGCUGUGGAAGUACAUCCGUGGCAUGGAUGACCGCGGUUUGAAAUUUGAAGAGCCUCGGAAAUCGCUUUCAGCUGCUGUCACGUAUGGAGUCCGUUUUCAAACUAACGAGGAAGUGAAGUCAUUUCUCUACUCCCUCGCCAGGGAGGUAGAGCGCAGAUUGGAAGCUGAGUCGUGUUCCGGCCAAUCUCUGAAUAUGGAGAUUAUGAUACGCAGCCCUGAUGCUCCUGUUGAGGCCCCUAAAUUCCUUGGACACGGGAAGUGCAACACAUACCAUUAUAGGACUACUAUUCACAGUUCGGACGGACAGCCCACCUCGGAUGCGAACAUAAUUGGAGCCGCAGCAUGGAAGCUAUUUCUCGCACAUCAUUGUGGCGAUACUACAGACCUAAGGGGUGUCGGAUUUACUAUUCAGAAACUGGAAAGGAAGAAUGAGGAUGCUGAUGCAAGGCAGCGCAAACUAUCCUUCCGAAAUCAAGGGUCCGCACCUGGAAAGUCGCAGAUAAAUUCCCUUUCGCCCAAGGCCCCGCUCCCGCAAAUAUCCGUUACGGAUUUCGCUGAUACCAGCUUGAUCGAGAGUGGGGAGGACAGCAUUCGCAGCGGGACCAGUUUGCCAGUCCUCAAAGGUUCAUCCUUCCAGAAGCCUUCCUCAAAGGUGAAUGUCAGGUUUAUUACGAAGCAGCUCGCGCCACCCCGUUCGAAGCUGGGCUCGUCCGGCACAUACAACAUCUUCAAGAAGAAGCUAGAACUUCCUCUCACGUUCUCAGAUACUGAGUUGCGGGAUCUUGACAUCGAUCCUAGCACUUUUCAUGCCCUCCCGCAUGAUAUCCAGCGCGAGCAGCUUAUGCACCAGCGGAUGCUGCACAGGACCUGGAAUCUUGGAUCUCGAGAUUCUCGUUCACGCUCCCGAUCGCGAUCGAUGUCUGUCAUUCCACCCAAGCCUUCACUAUUGAUUGCGCAUGAGCUCGUCGUUCCUUCGCUGAAAAAGGCGAAGACAACAGAGGAAAUCCAAGAUUUGAUCUCGCAAUGGGUGGAUCGAUACUCUGAUCACGGUCCGGAACCUGAGGCAACCGCAACGUUCCAAGAGUUCCUAUCAAGGUGCCUCUCAGACAGUGCGGGAGGGAGUCUGGGGUUGGAAAAAGUUUCCUCCAUUAUGAGAUGGUGGUUGCACUUGUGUCGCUCUAAAUGGUGUGAGGACGAAGUCCGUUACAAGAUAGGCAGUCCGACAACUUCUUUCCCCGGAAUCCAAUGGUGGUCUGCCUUUUAUCAAGUCAGAGAUAAUCUGAACAACGUCAUAUCCAACAAGUAUGGGGGGAAACUAUCAUUGAAGUGA